AUGACAAUGACAAAGGAGACUCCUAUGAUGGACUAUCCAGAUGUCCACACAGUUAUCAAGUCCUUCCAAACGACCGUCAACCGGUAUUCCGACUAUCCCGCUAUCAUCUGUCGCCAGCGAUCGGGAAGCAGCCACAACGUGAACAGAUGGACGUAUCGCGACCUUCAUGUAACAAUCCAGCAGUUUGCUCGUGGUCUGGUUGCCCACAAUGUGAAAGCAGGCACACCAAUGUUUGUAUUGUGUAGGAAUCAAGUCGAAUAUGUCAUUGCCACUUUGACGGCUUAUUAUAUGGGGUUUAUACAAAUCCCCAUCGAGCCAGGAAUAUUGGAUAAUUUCGGAGAUGUGCGCCAUAUGCUGGACACUGUGAUCCAACAUUACAACUCAGACCGAGUCAUUCUCCUAGCAAAUGAUAGGACUUCUGCCGUGAAGCUUGAUCAGCUUGUAUUACCCACAGGAACUAUUAAGAUUUGUACUGAAGGAAGAUCCGAUGACUGGAUACCCUUCCAAGAGCUCCUUCUAGGGACGGGCAUAGAACCUCAAGAACGAGGACCGGCUAGAGGUGUUGCGGAACAAUCCAUCUUCUUUACGAGUGGCUCCACAGCUCUUCCCAAAUGCUGUUUGAUUCAAGCUGCCCAAUGGUUUUAUCAUCUCGAGCCUUCCCUCAGCCUGGGGUCCUUCUCGCCGCAAGCCCGCAUUGUGAUUCCCGUACCCGUCAGCCAUGCCUUUGGAUAUAUUUGCAUAAUAUUGUCGCUACUUCAAGGUGCAUGCGUUGUCUUCCCCGGGACCGCGUAUAGCCUGCAGGCGGUUGUCGACGCCAUUUCACAGGAGAAGUGCACGCAUGCGGCAAUCGUACCAACCAUGGCUCAUAGCCUAAUUGAGGAACUGUCCAGUUUUCCAAUUAACAUUAAAAGUUUGAAGGGGUUGACAUUGGCCGGUGGUGUAAUCACCCCCGAGCUGCUCGUGAGAUGUAAAGAAUGUCUUGGUGUCUCGAGCACGGAGAAUUUUUACGGCAUGACAGAAGGUGUCUUUGCUACCACUGGCCUCGUUCAAGAUCUUGAUAAGGUGACCAACGACUGUAAUGUCAGUGUUGGAAAGCCUAUACGAGGAGGCAAAUUUCGAGUUUGCGCACAAGGGGAUUAUUCAACCGUGCCUCCGGGGAUUGAGGGUGAGCUGCACUUCUCCGGCAAAUCCAUGAUUACACAAUAUAUUAGCAAAAGCACCGAUGACCUCUAUGAAGUAGACGGUGAAGUGUGGUUUAUUACAGGCGAUCGAGGUCUGGUGGACCAUGAGGGCCGGUUGUUUAUUCUUGGACGCCGCAAAGACAUGAUAUCUCGAGGAGGGAAGAGCAUCUCUCUUCCGAAAAUCGAGGCUGUUCUUGCACAAGUGUCGGAGCUGCAUGCUCUUGAGCCGCAGAUUGUAGCGGCAGCUGAUACGAUUGCCGGUGAGGUUCCCCUAGCCGUGAUCAAGGGGAAAGCCGAUCAUAGCGUGGUCAAACAACUGCAGGAUACCAUGCGGUCCUCACUGGGUGUUGCACAUGUACCCAGCCAUGUUGUUCCUUUGGAGACUUUACGACAGACAGACUACCCUCGCACAUCGACGGGGAAGGUCCAAAGGAUGAAGCUUGCGGAAAUGGUACAGGCUUAUCAAGAGUCGCAGAAAGUUGCAGAUUCUGAGCCGUCAAAUGAUCCUUGUGAUUUCAGUCACGCAAUUCAAACAGUGUGGACACGAGUAUCCGGUGUUUCUUCCGAAGACCUUGAUUUGAAGCGUCCGAUAUCAGACUUUGCAGACAGCAUCACAAUGCUCAUUGCGCGAGAUCAGAUUCGGAAGGGGACAGGUCGACAGGCUCCGCUGCGUCAGUGGAACGCCACUACAACUAUCUCAGAUCAGAUCAGACUACUCAAAAAUAGUCUACCAUCCACCGGCAAGCAAGAUACGUGUUCCUCUUUGCAGCAGGAGCAGCCAACAGGGCCUCCAGAUGUUGAAGAUAUCGCUUAUCUAGGAAAUGACAAAGCUAGAUUCAAUGCCACCAAAGCGGCUAUUGGGAAGACUAUCUCUCAGUAUGGGCUCUCCUGGAAUGAGGUGGCUUCUGUGUGCCCCUGUACGGAUUUCAUUCAGUUGCUGUGCCGAACUCGAGUAAUCAAUGAUUGGAACACCCGUACGGCUAUUGUGACUAAAUAUGCUACCAUGGAGAACCUCCGCACUGCUCUGGAAGCAGUGGUGCGCAACAAUCCCGUGGUCACUUCGUUCAUGGUCAUCGAUCCGACGGAACUCGACCCAGAAUUGGGUCUGUACGUGAUGAUUCGUCCAACUAAAGAAUACCUUGACCGUUGUCUUCUGUUGAACCAUGGCACUGUUGAUACACUAGACGAUCUCCGGGCCCUUACCAGGAAGUAUCCAUCCCAAGAUCAUACCCGGCUACCUGGGCCAUUGUUCCGUGCGCUGCUCGUGCUCGUUCGUGAGACCAAUUCUGCUGCUGUCAUCACCAACUGCUCCCAUUCCGCCCUGGAUGCCAUCUAUCACCAGAUGCUCAAUGCAGACCUAGAUCAGGCUCUCGGUGGCCACGCUUUACGACCGCAUGUACCGUUCAAGUCCUGGGCAGACGCUUUUUACGCGCUUCGCAAAUCUCCUAUAGCAGAAACCGCCGUGAAAUUCCAUGCAGAGUAUCUCCGUGAUCUAGGCAAACAUCAGCAUGUUCUCUGGCCACGUCCAACACACGACUUGGUGGUGACCACCGAACGUCAGGACAUAUGUGGGCACAUAAUCAUAUUUUCCGCUCCAUCAUUUGUGCGUCUCAGAGAAGUAUACCCGAGCCUCACAACGCCAACCAUUCUCAAAGCAGCCCUUGCUCUGCUCAUCAUCUCUCGUCCUAACCAUUCCCAUGCCCUGUUUGCAAACAUGGAGGCAGCUCGAUCCACGUUCCCAUUCCUGCCAGCAUCCAUAGCUGCUCAGGGCACAUACGAUGCCGUCGACGUUGCCGGUCCGACCUUUGGGAUCGUGUUGAAUCUGGUCACCUUCCACCCGAGAGAAACAGUCCUGGAAUAUCUGAUACGCGUCCAGCAGACACAAGCCCAGUUGUCGGAAUACGCCAGUGUUCCAUGGCAUGAGGUUCUCCGACGACUCAACAUCAGCGGCAAUGUUGUCCCAUCUGUGGCCGAGUCAAUGCUCUUCAACUGGAUGCCUGGGCUGGCAUCCGCGGUGCUGGGCGAUAACCCGUUCAAAAACAUGCAGAUCUUACAGACUCAUAUCAGGACGAAGCUAGGUAUGUUGGCCUCUGCCACGGCUGGAGGACCAGAUGGAAGCCAGAUCAUUAUCUAUCUCGAGGGAGCAUUUGCCAAUACGUCAAUUGUGUGGGUUGCAAGAGCUGCUGAAGAGUGGAAGAAGAUCGCUUUGUGGUUAUCUGAUGAGAACUCGUUGUCGUUGCCUGUUGCUCGGUUUCACCGCGCUCUUGGAAUAGAGUAG
Molecule: messenger RNA, 3459 nt
Organism: Aspergillus chevalieri
Lineage: Eukaryota; Fungi; Ascomycota; Eurotiomycetes; Eurotiales; Aspergillaceae
Exons: 3
Coding region: 1-3459 (1152 amino acids)
Source: RefSeq, a predicted model, not a curated record